Lodderomyces beijingensis is the source of this 1626-nucleotide messenger RNA. Lineage: Eukaryota; Fungi; Ascomycota; Pichiomycetes; Serinales; Debaryomycetaceae. The record is from the annotation of a GenBank genome assembly.
AUGCUAAAACAGUUUAUUCAUUCUGAGUCCUUGCUAGUCGACCAAACUCACGAGUCGAUCGAUGAUGUCACUCCGACAAAUUCAAAUUCAAACUCAACCAUCAAUAAUGAAUCAGUUACGAAUAAACGAUCACCGCCGCCGCAGAUUCCUCCGCCCGGGGCCAAACGAGUCCCCAGCUUUGCAUUUACACGUGCCGUUUCCCAGGACUAUCGUUACCAAGCAGUGCAGAACGCCGCUGCUGCAGGCGCCGCUGCUGGAGCUGGUGCUGGUGCCGGUGGUGGGAUUGAAGUUGGCGGCACAAACUCGUAUUCGAGCCGCCGUUCGAAUUUUCUCAAGGUAUGUUCAUGGCCUUUUGGUAAAGUUGACAAUGCAAAUGAGAAAGACGACAGUAGUGACCGAGACCGUGACCGAGAUCGUGACCGUGAUCGUGACCGUGAUCAUGGCCUGUUCAAUAGGGGAAUUCUGGUUGUCAAUUCGUCAGCCACCCAUUUUGACGAUGCUGUGGAUGGGUCUCCCAAGAAUGUCACCAUAGCAGCUUUUGAUAAGCGCAAUUUGUUUGGUCAACCGCCAGUACAGCAACAGAGACCAUUAACGGGGAACCCGAGUUUGGAAAACGCUGGGGGCGGACAUGGUAUUGGUCAUGGUGGUGUUAACGGUGGUGGAGGUGGAGGUGGUGCUGGUAAUGGUACUAAUGGCAGUGGACAUCAGGGUAAAUUCUACAAUGAAAAGUUUGGCAAAUUCUUGGGACGAAGAAAGCACCACCCGCAACAGGGCAUGGUUGAGAAUCUACGCAGGUGCAUUGUCUUGUCAAAUAUCAGUGAAAACAUGAGUAUAACGGCAGUUUUACAACAAGUAUGUGGAGGCCCCUUGGAGAAGAUUGUUGAGUUGGCAAAUAACAAAAUCGAGCUUCAUUUCAUCUUCCCGCAGCAAGCAAAGGAGUUUUAUGCGUUUGGUAAAAACACGGGCUUGUUCAAAGUCAAUGGAAUCAAACUAAACGUGAGCUGGUCCGAGAAGGAGUUUUCUGAUAGCGAACAACUUAGACCAGAAGAGGAUCUAGAAAAUAUGAACCAUUUAGGUGGUAAUGGUGGUGGCCAUGGCGGUGCCAAUGGCGCUAUUGGCGGCAACGGCAAUUGUGGCAAUGCUGUUGGCAACGCUGGUGGUAACGCUGGCGUUGGCGGUAAUGGCGGCAGUGGUGGUGCCUUCCCCUUUUCCUACUCAUCCUUGAAAAGUCAACAACCAGCUCCACGCUAUACAUUGCCCAAAUCACUAUACAAUGAAAUACUUUCCAACGGAUGCAGAAGGUGUCUAAUAGUAUCAAAAGUAGUCGCCGGGAAAAAGAUUCGCACCGGCGACAAGAUGUUUUACCCCGAGCCCGAGAUCCACUACUCCCACGAUCUACAGAUCCAUAACAUUCGACAAGAUUUCGAACCGUUUGGAGCCAUUGUGGAUAUAGGCAGCGUGAUAUCGAGAAAACUUAGCUUCAGCGUGUUUUUCUACGACAUUCGAAGCGCCAUCAAAGCAAAGACUGAGUUUGAGAAAAUCGGCUCCACUUUAAACUUGAAGUACAAGGACUGGAGCAUUUGGUAUGGGAAGGACAUUACUGACCGUGCUUGCUUUGUUUUAUAA